AAAACAAUAUGGCUGCUUGUAUUACGCACAACGGGAAGCAGACCGGGAUGCGUUCGUGAAACGUGAACACUAAAAAAAUUGUGAUUGAUUUUCAUUGUUGACAUGGUUAUUGUAUUAUUCCACGUGCUCUAUCUUCUCGGGAAGUAUGUAUACCAAAAUUACAAGGUAAACAAACGAAAAUCUAUGGACGAUGUCGUGACCGACGCAGAGGAAAUUUUCGAAUUUUCCGAAGCGGAUUACAUGAUGGUAGACCCAGAAGCGCCACAAGAUUUCGAGUCGAGACCAAUAAGAUUUUUUCCGCCAGCGUACGUGCAAAGAUACGUCGCGGUGAGCGACGUGUUAAAUAGUUCCAAGUACAAUGGAAAAUUGCGUAAGGUCGUUGAUUUCGGCUGCUCGGAACUCGGCUUUUUAGUUUAUUUAAAGAACACACCUGGUGUGGAGGAAAUUUUAUGUGUUGAUAUUGAUAGGCAGCUUUUGAAUGCCUAUCAGGAAAAGGCUGCACCUUUAAACUCGGAAUACAUUCACACAAGGUCAACACCAUUGGUCAUUGAAAUAUGCGAGGGCAGUGUGACACAUAACGACAAAAAACUAGAAAAUACAGAUGCUGUAAUUUGCAUAGAACUAAUCGAGCAUUUAUAUCCAGACACUUUAAGAGAUCUACCCGAAAAUAUUUUUGGGUUCAUUAAGCCAAAGGUAGCAAUAAUGACAACUCCGAAUGCAGAGUUUAAUGUGUUAUUUCCAAAUUUUUCUGGAUUCAGGCAUCCUGAUCACAAAUUUGAGUGGACCAGACAACAGUUUCAAGAUUGGGCAAAAAACAUUACUUCAAAGUAUCCAGACUAUGAGGUAACUUUCGAUGGCAUUUGUAAGGGUCCAGAAGGCAGCGAGCACUUGGGUGCUUGCACUCAGAUGGCAAUAUUUCACCGACAUAGCGAAUAUAGAGACGAUUAUAACCAAAGCGCCACGGAUUUGUUCAACAGUGUAGCGAUACAUGACUAUCCAGUGCACGUAGACAAUCGUUCGGAUGAACAAAAGAUCCUGGACGAGGCCAAAUACUACAUCGAACGGUUAUCGUACCAAGACCCCGAUAUGGAAGAAGAAGUACCAUUGAGAAGAUUAUUAGAAAUGUUGAAAUCGUUCAAUAUAUCAGAGGAUACGUUGCGAUCGAUUUUGGAAGAUGCUGGCUAUGCGUUCGAAAACCGCGAAUCUGGGCCAACUGUAGUGAUACCGCAGCUUACAUGGUCAGAUUAUAGCGGGAUGGGUCACUGGUCCAUUGAGCAGGAAGAUGGUUGGAACACUGAACCCGGUCCACCUGUGGACUCGAAUAGGUACUUGGAAGAGGAUUGGAACAAUCCGAAUUGGGAUGAAGAACCAAGCAUUGUUAUCCCACAGAAUAAUUCUGUGGUUCAGGACAAUACGUAUCUUUUCGAUGGAGAUAAUAUAGCAUUAGACAGCGGCUUGGACAUGAGAAAUUCCGCGGCAUCGGCGAUGUAUAGCGAGACUAGUAUAAGAGAGACUCUAGACUCGAGUGUUCGAUUUUCUAACAAUAUGGAUCGCAUGAGUGUGGACGAUAUGAACGAACCGAUCGAUCAGAAUGUUUGCCCAGAUUUAAACGUAUCGAUUAUGCUAUCAGAUUCUUCCACGAGCAUGAAAUUGAAAGAGGUGAAAGAAGAUUUGCCUUUCGUGGACAUUAGUUCUUCGAGUAUGCAAGAGAACACUAUGCAACAGCUGAACCACAUGUUGCACUUCCCAAUAUGUAUGAACACAUCGCGCGCAUCCACCUCACCCGAACCGUAUCUUCUGCAAACCGUUAAAAUGGACCAGCAUUUCAAGCACGAUAGUCUGUGCAAUGAGAGCAUGAACGAUUGGAUGCUGAAUAAUUCGUUCUGCCAGAGAGAUGCGUCUGAGUACAAUGACCCUGAUCACAAUAACUUACGUAGCUUACAUUUAAAUGCGUCGUAUGAAGAAAGCGAAUUUCCUAGUCCCGAAGAUGUAAAUAGUAGUAGAAAUACGAAUACAAGUGUUCAAGAUGUCUCGAGGGAUAAUCAGCAGCAGAUGAACAGCAUGCCAUUAGCCAGUUGUUCCUUAGCCGAUAAUCAACCGCAAUUUACAAGUUCGCCGAAAGUAGAGGCAAAGGUAAAUCCGACGAGCAAGAAGAAGAGAUCUUUGAACCUCUAUGAGCAUACGAACAGUUUACCUAGUACAAUAAAAAAACUUCAAUUGAUAGGGCUCGAAAGCAAUAAGUCGUUAGAGAUUAAUAGCAAAUCUCCGAGAAACAAUGAAGAUGAAAUGGCAUCGGAGCAGACUUUAUUGGCUGAUUGCAAUAAAAAGGAUACUUCCUGCGACACCGCGUUAACCGAGAGCAAUGUAUUAUCGACAACGUCCACGUUGAACGACGGUCAAACAACGGAAGUGCCACAAUCGUCUUGUGAUCAGAGAUUUCAAUUAGUCGAUCUAAAAUUAAUUAAACAAGAGUCCGAAGAUGUAAAUAGCACAAAAACUACUUGUCACAAUGCCAAAGACAUAAACUUGAAGCCCACCUCUCCGGUUUUGGAAGAAGCUACAGAGGCUGUACAAUUCACAUCAGUAUUAAAAGUCGAGAAACAAGGUGAGUCUACAGCAGAGGCUAAUAAAGAUUUGAAUAUAAACGCUUUAGAGAUUACUGAGACUGCGGAGGCAAAGCCAUUUUCACCAGAAACGCCGCCGAAUAGUUGGUCUCCGGAAGUAAUGGACUCUGGAUAUCCCAAUUCAACUUCCGCUCAGGAUAUGACCCCGGAAUACGAUUUGUCUAGUAUAGCGCAGGAUCACAUAUCUGAUUCUGAACCGCCUAGUAUAGCAGAGGCUCCUAGGCCAGAAGUCCUUGAGAUAGUUGAGGUUGUCGAAGUCGAGAAUGGCGAUCUAGCGAACAAUAAUAGGGAUGGAGAGGGCAAUAAUAUGAUGGCGGCUCAGUUAAACGAGUUGGUGGACUUGCAACCUUUGAUCGACGUUCUCGAAAAUGAUCGGGAGAACGAGAAUGAUAUUUAUGCGCUGGAGAAUGACUUACCCAUUGACGUUGAGAUGCAGAUCAGAGAACGCAGGGACAUUAGAUUCCCCGAUAGGGCAGGAGGAGACGACAGGUUCAGAAAUAUGGAACGCGACGAAGGUUUCGAUAGCAGUUCCACAGAUGGUAGCGACUUAGAGAACCACGAGAUGGGUGAGGAUGAUAAUAGUGACGAGAAUGUGGCCAUGGAUAGCGAAAAUGCCUCGCACAGUGAUAGCGGAAGUGAUAGAUGGCCAGCUGGUCGCACGUGAUAUUAUUGAAAUAAUGAUUGAUUACCUAGAUUUUUCCACAUAUCGCCACCAAUACGUUCUACGAGUCUGCGGAUAGAAGUAUGAAGGUAAUUACUUUCUAAACUAUGUUUAUUACGUUCUAUUUUAUAUUAUUGUCACUCCUGAAUCACAAGAGGUCUUAUUCUUUUUAAUGAUAAUAAUAAAUUAUUUCGGGGAAGUUAUAAAAGUCCUCGGUCAACGUUAAAAAGGAAUUCUAUCAAGGGGUGUUACCUGUACUAACUUAAUUUUCAAGUAGUCGUCUUUCAAUAUUAGAGAAUGAAGCAACUUUUGAAUGUUGUAUUAAGAAUGUAGUGUUGUUUUAAAGCGAUAUUAAAAAUAUCUCAUGCUUAAUCUGGACUGUGAGAAAUAUUGUUAGUCUCUGAAUUGAUUAAUGGCCUCUUGUAUGUGUUAAGUAUUACAAUUCUUAUUUUACUUUUAUUUAAUUAGGUAACACAAUCUGUUCUAAGUUAUAUUAAUUAUUUUAUGCAUUGGUCUUCUUUUUAAAAGGAGUAAAAAGGAACACCCAUUGCUAGAUCCUUACGUCUUAGAUUAAUAACGUUCAGCGAAUUUAUUGAUAUAAACUAUUACUUUUUUUACUUUAUUAUAUGUUUGCUAUGUACCUUUCUCGUUGCGGUUGUAUUUGUAACUGAUCUGUUGAUACGUUAGCGUCUUCAGUGGACGUAAGGCAGUGCUUCAGUACUAGUAAUAUCUGUACGCUGUUUUAUAUUAAUUAAGUAAGGUCUGUUUGUUACCACGUGAAGCCUUUACAAUGUGUCGAACUUUAAAAAGAGAUAUACAUAUAUUUUCGUACAAUCUUCAAAGACCUCCUGUUCCCAACGUUUACUUAAGUACUUAUAAGAUUUUUAAGACGCUGUUUCACCUGCGUAUAGUUUUACAAAAAUUUAUCGACAUGUUACGUUUCCCCUAUCCCUACACCACUCCCUUUUGCCCCUCUUUGUAAAACCUUUACGAUAAUUUGUGAACGAGGUUCGCGCCGUGCGUUAAGAUCUAUCUAAGACUGAAACUCUGCAUAUCGUUCCAUUUUCACGAUACCACAGAUUUUGGACAAAUAAACUACGAAAACAAAGAACAAUAAACGUAUCUUCUAAACAAA
Megalopta genalis is the source of this 4420-nucleotide messenger RNA. RefSeq names its product Hen1 methyltransferase (gene Hen1). Gene Ontology annotation, biological process: siRNA processing; RNA methylation; piRNA processing. NCBI's taxonomy places the organism in Eukaryota, Metazoa, Arthropoda, Insecta, Hymenoptera, Halictidae. The record is from RefSeq and is a predicted model, not a curated record. Gene Ontology annotation, molecular function: RNA methyltransferase activity; O-methyltransferase activity. Gene Ontology annotation, cellular component: nucleus; cytoplasm.